Messenger RNA from Cheilinus undulatus (humphead wrasse), 2827 nucleotides. It is a transcript of the gene pstpip1a, whose product is annotated as proline-serine-threonine phosphatase interacting protein 1a. The transcript has 15 exons. Gene Ontology annotation, molecular function: actin filament binding. Bases 108 to 1337 code for a protein of 409 amino acids. Gene Ontology annotation, biological process: actin filament polymerization. Lineage: Eukaryota; Metazoa; Chordata; Actinopteri; Labriformes; Labridae. Gene Ontology annotation, cellular component: plasma membrane; cytoplasm; actin filament. The record is from RefSeq and is a predicted model, not a curated record.
GUUUCAUUUGCAUUGAGCGACUGCCUGGUAAACUGCUUGGCGUUUAAGUGUGAUUUCAAUCGGAUUGAAUUCUUGAACUUGGAUUUUUUUUUUUAACCUUUUGUGAGAUGAAAUUAGAAUUUAAAGAUGCCUUUUGGGUGGAAGACUUCAUCAGUAAUGUUGGAUAUGACAUCAUCAGCCAGAGACUCAGUGAUGGCCGGCGGACGUGCAAAGACAUGGAAGAGCUCCUUAAAAUGAGGGCAUCAGCUGAGGAGAAAUACGGAAAGGAACUGGUAGCAAUUGCCCGCAAGGCUGGAGGUUUAUAUGAGAUCAGCACUUUAAGAACAUCUUUUGACAUAAUGAAGACACAAAUUGAAAAUGUUGGAAACUUGCACAUUCAGCUUUCUUCAUUGUUAAAGGAGGAGGUGAAGAGAAUGGAGCAGUUCAGAGAGCGGCAGAAGGAACAGAGAAAAAAGUUUGAGACCAUCAUGGAUAAGGUCCAAAAGACAAAAGUCUCCCUCUACAAGAAAACAAUAGAUUCUAAAAAGUCCUAUGAGCAGCGCUGUAAAGAGGCGGAUGAGGCAGAACAAAACGCAGAGAAGAUUGGUAAUGCUCCAACUUCCACUCCAAAACAGAUUGAGAAGACGAACAACAAAUCUAAACAGUGCAGAGAGGCUGCAGAAGAGGCUGAGAAACAAUACCAGUCAAACAUUGAGCAGCUUGACAAGAGUCGCCAAGAAUGGGAAGCAACACACGUCAGCACAUGUGAGAUGUUCCAGCAACAGGAAGAAGACCGCCUGAGUGUAGUAAGGAAUGCUUUGUGGGUGCACUGUAACCAUUUAUCAAUGCAGUGUGUCAAAGAUGACGAGUGUUACGAGGAAGUGAGGACAACUCUGGAAAAGUGUGACAUUAUCAAAGACAACAACUGCUUUGUAGAGAUGAAAAAGACCGGCUCAAUCCCUCCAGCUCCAAUUGAAUAUCAGAAUUACUAUGAGAGGAAUAAUACAGCAGACAGAAAUGGCAGUGCUGGGUUUGUAGGAGGGGUCAUGAAAAGGUUUUCAAAUCUUCUGCAGGGAAAUAUUCCCAGUGGCUCCAAAAUGAGCCUUAAUGAACCAGUUGCACAAACUAAUGAAAUGUCAGACGGAGUUUAUGCUACCAUUCCUGGAGCGCAGGUGUCCAAUCAGAAGAAAGAUGAGUACAAAGUCAUGUAUGACUAUGUAGCACAGGGGACAGAUGAGCUCUCAGUGUCUGUCGGGGAUGUUGUUGAAGUCACAGAUCAAGGGGAGGAUGGCUGGUGGACGGUGCAAAGAAACGGUCUUUCUGGAUUGGUUCCAGGUUCUUAUCUCACCCAAGAGUGAGUUCACUGGAAAGCAACUGGAAGAAGUGCGAUACUACAAAAGUCAUGUCUUCUUGUGUAAAGCCCUGUCCUCGCAAAAUAUCUUAGUGUGUUGUUUUAAAUAGUUUUUUGUUCAUAUAAGCCCCCUAUACGAUGAGAAAACUUAGAACUUUGGCGCCCUCUUUGGGAAUAAUGCAGAACCAACAUGAAUGCCUCAGAAAAGAUGUGCUUUCUUUAAACUUGUUUUCAAAUGUAAAAGGGUAUUCAUAUUUUUAAAGAAGAAACCUACAUUUCUGAUUUCUCCAACACCACCUGGAAAAUGUCUACACUUCUACAAAGACUUGUGGCAUUAAAAUGAGGGUGUUAUAAUUUUAUUCUACAGAUGGGAGCUUUAACUUACAUUAGACUGAGACAAAGUUAAAUGGUUGAAUUAUUUAUUUCUGUCAUGUGUUUGUAUUACUUUGACCUUACUGCUUGUGCAUUGACUGCUUGUCAUUCCAAUGACAGCGGGGAGAUCUGCUGCACGCGUUUGUUGCAUUCAGUUCAUUCUUACAUUUUUAUAAAUGUGGUUUUCCUUAUAUGUUGACUUCUUAAUAGUAGCUUUAGAACAAUGUUUAUUCUAUUCUCAAUGCUAUUUUUAGUGAGAAAAUUGUAUUUAUUAUUGGUUGACUUUUUUCCUCUUUAAUGCACUGUCAACAAUGUUCAUAGCCUUGAAGAAAAAACAAUGCAAAGACAGAACUCCGUUCUCAUUACUCAAUUAUUGAGGGGAAAAUAAAUCUGAAAGAUUGAUCACACUGAAGAGGACCUGACCGGAACAAUAAUAGGUGCUGAAAUGCAAUAGGUUACUGUUAAGGGGUCAUGUGCUUAAGCAGUUUGCUCUAUUUGGUUCAAAUGUAUUAAGUUACUUUGCCAGGGGUGAUACAUUUCUUACUCAGUCUAUCAAGUAACAGACACUGCAUCAGUUUACCUCCAGUGGAAGUAAACAUAGAGGUCUGCAAUGGUUGUUCAGCAGUUUCAGGUUUUUUAACAUGAAGACUAACUAACAGAUUAUUCUAUUUGAAGAUGUGAACCCUUUAUAACCAUUUUUGGAGCUAGUUGAUUCAUUCUGUCCCUGUCUACAGCCUAAUGUCUAAACAAAACAAAGGCAAACGUUGUCUAGCUAAGUAGCCCCAAAGAAAAGACUUUGUCAGGGAAAGACAAACAAUCAAUAAGGGUACAUAGCCUCAUAUUUUCAAACUUUUCAAAUAUUUUAUUUACAUUCUAUCCAAUGCUACAUAUCGGCAAUUUAAGCUCUAAAACUACCAUCAGUAGACUCUUCAGACAAAAAAGAACAACCCAGUAAAAGCACAAGGCUGAUCUAGAUUCAAGAAUUUUCUAAGCAUUUCUACUUGAAAAAUUCCACGUACUGAAGGGGAUUGCAAGAUUUACUUCUUAAAGAGAAAUCAGAUUAGCUGAAGCCAGAUAUAGUUUACAGAACUUUCUGCAAAAGUGACUUUGGUCUUGGUGUUUCUU